AUGGAGGCGUCGGGGAAGUGGAUCAAGACGCUCAUGGGGCUCAAGCCGGCUGCAGCGGAGAAGGAGAAGCACGGCGGCGGGGCGAAGUGCUGCAAGUGGAUCCGACGAUGGUGGAGCUCGUCGGGCGGCCAGAGGGGCGCCGCGUCGGCGGCGGAGGUGUCUGAGACGUCGUCCCCGGCCGCUGACGCGCUGAGCUCCGUCGUCGCGGCCGUCAUGCGCGUGACUCCCAAGGACUUCCGCGUCAUCACGCAGGAGUGGGCAGCACUCCGCAUCCAGACCGCCUUCCGCGGCUUCCUGGCCAGGAGGGCAGUGAGGGCUCUGCGAGGGAUCGUCCGCCUGCAGGCGAUGGUGCGCGGAGGCCGUGUGCGUCAGCAGCUUGCCGUGACGGCCAAGUGCAUGCAGGCGCUCCUGCGGGUGCAAGCUCGGGCACGGGAUCGGCGCACCCGGCUGUCAUGUCGGCGGACGGCCGAGACUUCUACGACGCGCUCGACGACCACGCGAAUCCCGUCAAGGAAGCAGAGCCCGGCCGCCGCUGGCGGGCUACUCUCCCCUUGCGGCUGUUUCGACUAA
Messenger RNA from Lolium perenne, 570 nucleotides. Lineage: Eukaryota; Viridiplantae; Streptophyta; Magnoliopsida; Poales; Poaceae. The record is from RefSeq and is a predicted model, not a curated record.